Neocloeon triangulifer is the source of this 1459-nucleotide messenger RNA. It is a transcript of the gene nac, whose product is annotated as GDP-fucose transporter 1. The transcript is spliced from 6 exons. Bases 157 to 1170 code for a protein of 337 amino acids. Gene Ontology annotation, molecular function: antiporter activity. Gene Ontology annotation, cellular component: Golgi apparatus. Lineage: Eukaryota; Metazoa; Arthropoda; Insecta; Ephemeroptera; Baetidae. The record is from RefSeq and is a predicted model, not a curated record. Gene Ontology annotation, biological process: protein O-linked glycosylation via fucose; GDP-fucose import into Golgi lumen.
UUUAUCUAUUUAUUUUGAUUAUACACCUGAAGCCGCCGCAUUCGCUGUUGUACAAACCAAACGUGGCAAAAGAACAAAGAAGAUUGCUCUGCAAUGAGUUCUGACGGUCGGCGCCGUCAGUAGAAUUGCAAGAUUCGUUUCAACCUCACGCACAAAAUGGGACAGGAGGGACCGAAGAAUUCCCUCCUGUCAAGUUACAUCCACAUCGCCCUUGUCGUUGCCGCUUACUGGGUUGUUUCCAUUCUGACCGUUUUCGUCAACAAGGCCUUGCUCAGCAGCAAAACUGUCGACUUGGACGCACCGUUGUUCGUCACUUGGUACCAAUGCGUUGUGUCCACGACCAUCUGUUUUGUCCUCAGCAGUCUGUCAAAGAUUUUCCCGCAACACAUCAAGUUUCCAGAUGGGUCACCGAUGGACACUUCCGUCAUGUGGAAGAUGAUUCCACUUUCGAUUCUAUUUACGGCAAUGAUAGCUUUUAACAAUUUAUGCCUGAAGUACGUCGGUGUUGCUUUUUAUUACAUCGGUCGUUCGCUCACAACCGUCUUUAACGUCAUCCUCACUUAUCUUGUUUUGGGUCAAAAAACCUCUACGAAUGCGGUGUUGUGUUGUUUGGUCAUCGUCAUGGGCUUCUGGCUUGGCGUCGACCAAGAAAAUGUUGUUGGCUCACUGUCUGUGAUCGGAACCGUGUUCGGUGUCCUCGGCUCACUGUCACUGUCCAUGUACUCGAUCCACACAAAACGGGUGCUGCCUUUCGUCCGCCAAGAGAUAUGGCUGCUCUCUUACUACAACAACUUCUACUCUUGCUUUCUUUUUCUGCCUCUGAUCGCCAUGAAUGGAGAAAUCAAGGAAAUCAUCAACUACCCAAACCUCUUCAGUCCAUUCUUUUGGUUCCUAAUGACGAUUGGCGGGCUGUGCGGCUUUGCCAUUGGCUACGUCACUGCCCUUCAAAUUAAGGUGACUUCACCUUUGACCCACAACAUUUCCGGCACUGCAAAAGCCUGUGCGCAGACAGUGCUGGCCACCUACUGGUUCCAAGAAACCAAACCCUUCCUUUGGUGGGCUUCCAACUAUGUGGUCCUCUUUGGCAGCGGAUCCUACGCCAGAGUCAAACAAAAGGAGAUGGAGGAUCAUCACAAGAACAGUCUGCUGAAGAACGAGACGAACGUCUGAUCUCUCGUGAAGAGAAGUCAAAACUUGCCUCAUAUUUCUUGACGCCAGUUUUCAGUCAUUCCAAAGACUAUAAGUUAAAUAAUUAUUUGUACGAUGGAAAUUUUAACCAAAUUUUGAAAAUUUCAACCGGUUGAUUCACCAAUAUUUUUCAUUUAUAUAGACAAAAUUUAUUAUUAUUGAGCAUUGUUGAUUUGUUUGUGUUUUAUUAUGCAAUCAGAGUUUGAUAUAUUUUCUCCACAUUGUAAAUUAAUAAAUGUCAGGCGCUGCUUGAUGUAUUGCAAAAUGCAAA